This is a messenger RNA of Panicum hallii, 711 nucleotides long. RefSeq lists its product as uncharacterized. The transcript is spliced from 2 exons. The record is from RefSeq and is a predicted model, not a curated record. The coding region runs from base 1 to 711 and encodes 236 amino acids. Lineage: Eukaryota; Viridiplantae; Streptophyta; Magnoliopsida; Poales; Poaceae.
AUGCAAGAUUGUAAACCUCGCUCCACACCAAUUGACACCUGCUCAAAGCUCUCCUCUGACGGCCCUUCGAUGGAUGACUCGACUCAGUAUCGUAGCCUUGCCGGUGCUCUACAGUAUCUCACCUUCACAUGGCCUGAUAUCGCCUUCGCCGUUCAGCAAGUCUGUCUGUUCAUCCAUGAUCCCCAAGCACCCCAUCUUCUGGCAGUGAAGCGCAUUCUUCGGUAUCUCAUGGGCACCUUGGAUCACGGCCUUCAGCUUUGUCCCACCUCUUCGGCUGCUCUAGUUGUCUACACUGAUGCUGACUGGGCCGGCUGCCCUGACAUGCGCAAAUCCACCUCGGGCUUUGCCGUGUUCCUUGGUGACAACCUUGUCUCCUGGUCCUCCAAGCGCCAGCAUACGGUGUCCCGCUCUAGUGCCGAGGCCAAGUAUCGCGCUAUAGCACUCUGCUGGUGCUCUAUGCACAAUAUCUUGUCAAUAUGUGGUGUGCAUUUCGUCGAACAUGUUGUGAGCACUGGGCACUGGGCAGCAGAGGAUGACAGCACACACGGUCAUCUCAAUGGAAGGCCACAGCAGCAGACAGAGCGCCCUCCCGCAAUCGAGGUGAUGGCUGCUCGGUCGGUCCCUGCUGUUCCCGAGCUGACCACCGUAGCGCCGGCGGCCGUCGCUGCAGGAGCCUCGCUUGUCUCUGAGGCCGGGCCGGUGGCGAGGUAG